AUGUCUGAACACGAAGACACCUCCCUUGAUACCGGCUACAGCACGCCGGUGCCAGAGUUAGAUGACCACAGACAUCAGUCUCAAGCUCUACCAAAAGCUCGUUCUCGCAGCGGUACUAUCGAUAGUAUGCAAGCCCCAUCUCCUCGAGCUCCACAGAGUCCAGACUUAGCACGUGUAAAUAACACCCUUCUUCAAACAAUCGCAAGAGAUUUUGAGGAAGCCAUCAUCGACGAGGACUCGAGAGGUGUAUCUCCAAUGGCCAUUCGAAUGGCAGAUAGAAGUCGUAGAGGAACCGCAGCCACUGCUGAUAUCCGUUCCCUAUCGCCACCCAGCUCAGUGAAAGCAUUUGCGGAUGCAAGAAGGAGAGAACGAGAAAUGUCCGUUUCGGACCCGAACCCUGGAAAGGCAUUUGCAGAUGCCAGGCGGCUCGAAGAUCAUAAUGCUCUUCAUAGAACAGAAUCACACGCCAGUCACCGAAGCCAUCGUACAUUUCGUAGCAGACGUUACACCAACGAGAACGAUGCAAAGAGCUUCGCAAGUUCGUGCAAGUCGGCAAAGGAAGAUGUUUGCUUCCCUCUACAUGCUUCUCCAACCAAGAACACCCUUCAAAUCAAUUUUGAAACACUCGAGGAUUUUAUUUUGGAGGAGGAAAAUCGUUCCAAGACUCCUGUGAACCACACGCAACCUCGAAUCUUCCACGAUUUGAGAACUAACGGUGCGGUGCCCACGAUUGUUACAUCGGAAGGUACGGUUGUUGAUAUUCCUUCGGGUCCACCAUCAAUCAAUGAGAAGAUGGAUCUAUCUAGCCUCGAAGAACUUACCCGACCAAAGCAAUCGCACCCAGACACUAAUAGGUUUGAAUACUUUUCCUCGCACGGAGUAGAUAGUAUUCACGCAUCGGAAUUUGGUGAUCUCAUCCUGCCAGGAGAAGAUAUAAGAACCCUAUUCACUCCUCCACAAGAAGAAGAACAACAAGGAGAGAGUGUUUGGUGGUUGAAUAUGAACAGCCCGACAGAGGAGGAAGUUCGUGUGAUUUGCGAGGCAUUUGGCGUCCAUCCCUUGACUAUCGAGGAUAUCACAGCUCAAGAAACGCGAGAGAAGAUCGAACUCUUCCCUUCGUACUACUUCGCUUGUUUCCGUUCCUUUAGCGUUGUAGAGAUUGAGGACGGCCAGGAAUACGAUCCAUUCAACAUUUAUGUCAUUGUAUUCCGAGAGGGUCUACUCAGCUUUAGUUUUUCGCCAAACCCACAUGCAGGCAGUGUUCGUAAGCGUAUCACAUUGCUGAAGGAUUAUUUGUCUUUGAACAGCGAUUGGAUUUGCUACGCGCUAAUUGAUCACAUCGUUGAUACCUUCGGCCCUGUUAUCCACAAGAUCGACAAUGAGACAGAUACGAUUGAAGAUCAGGUCUUCAUUGCUCGCAGUGAUGACAUGCAUGCAUUUUUACGAAAAAUCGGCAUGGUUCGAAAGAAUGUUAUGGGUCUGAUGAAACUUCUGGGUGGCAAGGCUGAUGUCUUGAGAGGGUUCACAAAGCGCUGUAAUUCAAAUUACCUCGUCACUCCUCACAUGGAUAUUGGUAUGUAUCUUGGCGAUAUUCAAGAUCACGUUGUCACUAUGAUGACCAGUUUGGGUCACUCUGAGAAGAUGCUCUCAAGAUCGCACAGCAACUACCUCGCACAGCUGUCAAUCGACAACAUCACCCAAGGGAACAACGCAAACAAGGUUCUGAGCAAGAUUACUCUCCUCGCCUCCAUCCUCGUUCCUCUUAACUUGGUAUGUGGUAUGUUUGGUAUGAAUGUUGCUGUUCCUUUCAAGGACGCGAACAGUCUCAUUCCGUUCUUUACAAUUUUAGCUGUAUUGGUGGUUUUCUCUCUUGCUUCCUUGGCCCUUGCAAGACGGUAUAGAUAUAUUUAA
This is a messenger RNA of Botrytis fragariae, 1911 nucleotides long. RefSeq names its product putative magnesium transporter alr2 protein. The record is from RefSeq and is a predicted model, not a curated record. The transcript has 2 exons. Lineage: Eukaryota; Fungi; Ascomycota; Leotiomycetes; Helotiales; Sclerotiniaceae. Bases 1 to 1911 code for a protein of 636 amino acids. Gene Ontology annotation, biological process: magnesium ion transmembrane transport; intracellular magnesium ion homeostasis. Gene Ontology annotation, molecular function: magnesium ion transmembrane transporter activity. Gene Ontology annotation, cellular component: plasma membrane.